AUGGAUUACAAUAAACAAAAAUGGAACUGUUCACAUUCUUCUUCUUCGUCUUCUUCUCCUUCUUGUCCUUCUUCUUCUACAUCUUCUUCUCCAUCUUCGCCUUCUUCUUCUUCUCCAUCUUGUCCUUCUUCUCCAUCUUCUUCCUCUUCUUCAUCUCCAUCUCCUUCUUCUUCGCCUUCUUCUUCUUCUUCCCCAUCUUGUUCUUCUUCUCCAUCCUCUUUUUCUUCUCCAUCUUCUUCUUCUUCCCCAUCUUCUACCUCUUCUUCUACUCAAUCUUCUUCUUCUUCCCCAUCUUCUUCCUCUUUUUCCUCUCCACCUUGUUCUACUUCUCCAUCUUCUUCAACUUCUUCUUCUACUUCUCCAUCUUCUUCUUCUCCAUCUUCUUCAACUUCUUCUUCUACUCCACCUUCUUCUUCUUCUCCAUCUUCUUCAACUUCUUCUUCUACUCCACCUUCUUCUUCUUCUCCAUCUUCUUCAACUUCUUCUUCUUCUCCACCUUCUUCUACUCCACCUUCUUCUACUUCUUCAUCAUCAUCUUCUUCUUCCUCUCCAUCAUCAUCAUCUUCUUCUUCAAAAGAAAGUAUAUUAAUCAGGCAAUUCGAAAAUGAUGCUCAUCUAUCAUUGUAUGAAUUAAACUAA
Messenger RNA from Schistosoma curassoni, 639 nucleotides. NCBI's taxonomy places the organism in Eukaryota, Metazoa, Platyhelminthes, Trematoda, Strigeidida, Schistosomatidae. The record is from the annotation of a GenBank genome assembly.